AUGUCUGGGUCAGUCCGGCGAAAGCGCUCUCGCUUAGACGAGCAGGCCCAGCGCGACGAGGAUCAGUGCGAGCAUCUCGUGAGCUGCGUGCGCGCCCUCAAGCAGGUGAGGGCGUGCGAGGACCGCCUGUUCGCCCACACUGUCGGAGGCAUCUACAAACAGGUCCACGCCGCGUCCGACCUCAUGCGCGCCUCCCCGGCGCUCCGGGAGAAGUUCGUCGAGCAUGGGGGCCUGGAGGUCCUGGCGUCGCUCCUGAAGAUCAGCAUGCUCCAGAGCCCGUUCCUGGACGAAGGCGGCAUCGCCGAGGAGGAGCUCAAGGAGACCAAGACCCUUUUGCACCACAUAGAGAAGGACACGUGCUUCUGCAUCUCGAUGGUGCUCGCGGACGGCGCGCUGUCGUCCAACCAGACCGUCAUCGCGCGCCUCGGGGCGCUCCCGCACGUCGUGCGCCUGCUGCGCCCCGUCGACUACGUCCCCAUCGGCGCCACGGGCGGCGCGCCCAGGCGCGCGGCGGACGCGGUGUACGCGCUGGCGGUGGACAACAACGAGGUGAAGCACGACCUGCGGCGCGAGGGCGCGAUCCCGGCGCUGCUGGACCUGGCGGACCACAGCUGCGUCAAGGUGCGGCGCGCGGCCGUGAUGGCCCUGCGCGUCCUGGCGUUCAAGAACGACGAGAACAAGGACGCGAUCGUCCUGCACGGCGGCCUCGAGACGCUCGUGCCGCUCCUGCGCGCCGAGGACGAGAGCGUCUACACGGAGGCCAUCGGCGUGGUGGGCAACCUGGUGCACUCGACGCCGCUCAUGAAGGGCCGCGUGCUGCUCACGGACGGCGCGCUGCAGGCCAUCAUCCGGCUCCUGCGGCCGCACUGCACGGACGACGCCCGGCGGGAGGCCGCGCUGCUCAUGGGGCAGUUCGCGGCCGACGAGCGCUUCCGCCCCGUGAUCGCGCAGCGCGGCGCGGUGGCCUCGCUGGUGCAGAUGCUCGACCCGCACGGGCCCGAGGUGCUGCAGGAGAUGAGCACGUUCGCGCUCGGGCGGCUGUGCCUCGACCGGGACACGCAGGCGGGCCUCCUCGAGAGCGCGGCGCUGCCGCACCUGCUCGCGCUGCUGCAGUCCCCGCUGGCCGAGGUGCAGCACAACGCGUCGUUCGUGCUGUACGGGCUCUCGGACAACUCGGACAACGUCCCGGAGCUCAUCCGCGGCGGCCUCGUCACCGAGCUCGAGUCGGUCGUGCCGCACAGCCAGCAGGGCGAGGACUGCGUCGCGCGGACGAUGAAGCGGCUGGCGGAGAGGCUCCUGGAGCCGCGGGUGGUGCGGCAGGUGAUGGCCAUGGUGGGCAGCGCCUGCGUGACGGUGCGGCGGAACGCGGCGGUGGCGCUCGCGCUCCUCGUGGACCCCAAGUACCUGAGUCAGGUGAUGCUGGAGUCGCGCGGGGGCGGGGUGUUGACCGACGCGCUGCUGGGGCGGACCGAGCCGCCCGCGCUCGUCCUGCGCGCGCUCGCGGCGCUGACGGAGCGUGCGCGCGAGCACCUCCAGGACGUCGUGCGCGACCGCCGCUCCCGCACGCCCGCGGGCGCCCAGCUGUGCCUCGUGUUCAGCGACGGCGGGUGGCUCGCGCCGCCGCCGGCGGUGUUCCCGCGGGGCGGCGACGACGGCGGCGCGCCGGCGCGGAUGGAGUUCCUGCACCCGCACCGCGACGGCGGCGAGCGCGAGUGGGACCCCGUGCGGUGGGCGGAGCAGCGCGGCGCGCUCGGGGAGGGCGGCGACGCGGGAUGGGACCUCGAGGUGGUGGUGGAGGGGCGCGUGUUCCGGGCGCACCGGGAGCUGCUGAGCCAGAAGAGCGCCGCGUUCCGGACGAUGCUCGAGGGCUCGUUCCGCGAGGGCGGCGCGCGGCGCGUGGAGCUGCCUGACGUCAGGUGGGAGGUCUUUUGCUGCGCCAUGUACGAGCUCUACACCAUUGACCGGCGCGGGCUGAUGGACGGCGCGAGCGCGCAGCUCGCGGGCGAGCUCCUGCACUUCGCGGACCAGUGGAUGCUUCCGGAGCUCAAGCACCCGUGCGAGCACGUGCUACGGAAGGGCCUGAAUCAGGACACGCUGCUGGACUUGAUCGACAUGGCGGAGGCGUUCCAGGCGGACCACCUGAUGGCCGGAUGCAUCGAGUACGCGCUGGGGCACUUCGAGCAGCUCGCGGAUUACCUGACGGAGUGUCAGGCCGACCUGCCGGAGUCGGGGAGUCCCCCGGGGGGGUCGGAGCUGCUGUCGCCCGCGUCGCCGGCGUUCGGGCCCGAGACGGCCGCGACGACGCCGCCGUCCGUGCUGCCUGGCGCGCGCUCGUUCGACCGCGGCGCGUGCCCCGUGGCCGCGGACUCCCCAGACUCGUCGCAGGCGCCGGCGAGCGACGCGCCGCGGUCCGAGUCCGAGCGCGCGGCCAAGGUGCCGCGGCACGCCGGGUGGCGGUCCGCCACGGACGGUCUCGGCCGCGCGGAGCCCGGCGCGGCGGCGGAGCCGUCGGCCGCGGGCAACGACGGCGCCGGCCCCAGCGGGGAGGGGGACGGGGUCACGUCCCCGCGUGUGGCGAUCGAGGAGGCUCAGGCGAUGCGCGCUGGCGCGCGCAGCCCGGACGAGCCGCUCUUCGGGCAGCUGCCUGCGUCGGGCGCGAACAGCUGGCAGCUAGCCUGGCGCGCACAGCGCCUCCCGCACCCGUUCGCGCCGCCGUCGCCGCACCCGUACGCCCCGCAGGCCGGCGGCGGGUCCGUCACGUACCAGAGCCGCCCGCGCCACAGCCCGCUCAUGCGGCUCUUGCGUCGCCUGCACCCCUACGUAGCGACGUACCUCUCCAGCCUGCUGACGGGGCUCGAGGCGAUCCAGCGCGAGGAGGAAGGCGCGCCGGGGAGCGACUGCAAGGUCAUGGUCGAGGCCCUGCCGCGGGCGUCGGAGCUCCGCGCGCCCCGCGUGUUCUACACACCCUCGGGGCCUGACUCGGGGCCCAUGCAGCGGGCGAUGCUGCGGUUCCAUGCUGCGGUCCUGCCGCAGCCGGCCGCGGAGAUCACGCCGCCUGCUGCGACGGGCACGGAGCCCGCACCGAGCACCGGGGCCCCGACGGACCGCUCCGUGCGGCUCCCGUGGGACUCGGCGCUGCGCAUCGAGGCCGGCAGGCAGGCGCUGGCGGCCGAGGGCGGCGGGCAGCGGUCGCUGCUGCUGCCGUGGUUCGACCAGAUCGUGGAGGAGCAGUACGGCGCGGCGCGGGCCGCGGGCGGCGUGCAGGGGGCGGAGGGACGGACGCCGGCGGCACAGGCGGCGGGAACGCGGCCGGUGUUCGUGUUCGCGGAGGACAGCGACUCGGACGUCGAGGACGCGUCGUGGGUGGAGGAAUAG
Molecule: messenger RNA, 3375 nt
Organism: Pedinophyceae sp. YPF-701
Lineage: Eukaryota; Viridiplantae; Chlorophyta; Pedinophyceae
Source: the annotation of a GenBank genome assembly